GCAGAUCUGUGGUGAAGCACACAGAGACGAUGGCCGGGCUGCUCUGUACGGUGUGGAUCCUGCUCUGCAGCGCCGCCCUGCUGGACGGGAGGGCUUCAGAGUACCAGCUGGAGGCGCUGAGCCCAUGUGAGAUACUCCGGAGCGUUGCCGUGGGAACCAAACAGGAAGCGGUUCCUCACUGUUUGGAGGACGGCAGCUUCAGGUAUCGGCAGCGCAACGUCUUCAUCUCUCAACGCUUCUCUGGGUCUGUGCAGUGCGGUGGGCGGAGUCAGGAGUGUUGGUGUGUUGACUCCGAAGGUCAGGAGGUCACCGGGACUCGAACCAACAACUCCAUUCCUCACUGUCCGACCCCCUGCCAGCUGCAGUCGCUGCUGAAGUGCGCCCCCUCUGGUCUGUUUGAGCCGGUGCAGUGCGACUCCAGGGGGCGCUGUUGGUGCGUGGACCGGGACGGCGCGGAGCUGUACGGCACCAGACAGGCUGGCAGGCCGCGCCGCUGUCCCAGCAGCUGUGAGGUGAGGUCCAGGCGCCUGCUUCACUCCUCGGCUGCCUCGCCUCCUCAGUGCGCCGCAGACGGCAGCUUCCUGCCUGUUCAGUGUAAAUUCAUCAACACCACCGACAGAACGGAGCUGGACCUGCUGCUGGCCUUCAGCAGCUCUCCAGAAGCUUUCGACACCUUCAGGAAUUUCAGGAAGUUUUUCCCGCUCGUCUCCUCGUACUGCUUCUGCUCAGACGGCCGCGGCAGGGAGCUGCAGGGGACAGGUGUGGAGCUGCUCAUGUCUGAGGUGUACGACUCGGCGUUCUCCGGGCUCCGCUCGCCUCACUCUUUCGCUCAGACCAACAUCUACAGAGUCCUGCAGAGGAGAAUGCUGGGAGUUCGUCUCGCCCUCACCGGACACUUCAGAUGUCCGACUCCCUGUGAGGAGGAGCGCCGGGCGGCCCUGGACUCGUCCAGCGUCUUCGUCCCGUCCUGUGAAGCUGGCGGCCGGUUCAGUGCGAAGCAGUGCCAGCAGGGGGCGCUGUGCUGGUGCGUGGACCCCACUGGGAGGCAGCUUACUGGGCCGCGGCGGCCCGGAGACGACCUGGUCUGUGGUUCUGGUCCAGCCGACUGCCCCGCCCGGCGCCGUCUGGCUCUGUCCAGGCUGUUCUCGGGUCCGGUCCGUCCCCCUCGGGCGUCUUCUGGUUCAGCAGCUUCCUGUGUGUCCCUCCUGCGUCCUCUCCGGGUUCUGGGGUAUUCGGACCCGACCUCCUUCCUGCCCCGGCUGGUCGAAGUUCUGCAGGGUCUCUUCCCCUCGGUGGGCGGAGCUCUGGAGGCGCUGACCCGCUCCCCAGCCCAGCGCCUCCAGGAGAACCUGUUUGGAGGAAAGUUCCUGCAGAAUGUGGCGGCCUUUAACUACACCGGCGUGCUGGGACCUCGAGGAGCCGUGGGUUUGGACCAGCUGUCCGCUCAGAGCCUGCAGGAGAACCGGGACCUGGUCCGGUCCGUGAGCCGGGCCCUGGAAGAUCCCGCCUUCCUGUCCGCCCUGAGGCAAACACUGAUGGGUCUCAGUGGCGCCCCCUCUGGGUCACUGCAGCAGGUCCUGGCUGGAGUUCUGAGGUCCUGCUCUGAGGAAGAGGAUGACUCUUCGUCCCUCUUCGUCCCGCGCUGCUCGCCCAGCGGAGGCUACCAGCCGGUCCAGUGUCGGGACGCAGAGUGCUGGUGCGUCGACCCGCAGGGUCGGGAGGCGCCGGGGUCCCGGACCGCCGGCCGGCCGCCGCGCUGUCCGACCAGCUGCGAGACGGCGAGAGCCGCGGCCAUGAAGGUGAAAUCCAACAUGGCCGCCGGAGCCGAGAUCCACAUUCCGGCGUGUUCAGAGGACGGAGACUUCCUGCCGCUUCAGUGCGUCGGAGAUCGUUGCUUCUGCGUGGAUGCCGAGGGGAGGAAGAUGGCUGCAGGGCCAACAGGGGGCGCUGUCACAUGUCCAGAGAAUAAAACGCUGAAGCUUCAGGCGUCUGCAGGUCUCUGCUCCAAGGCUCUCGCUGAGGUCACAGCGUUCAGACAGGAAGUGGACAGCCUCGUCUCCCUCUCUAACUCCACCCACUUCCCUGUGGGAUACGGCUUUCUAUUGGCCAAAGGUCUGAGUCUGAGCCAAUCAGAGGAGGAGCUGCGGCUCAGCCAAUCAGAGGAGCUGAAGGUGUCGGAGAGGUUGCUGAGUGGCUCCAGAUCUGCGCUGCGAUUGGCUGCUUCCUCCUCUCUUCUGAUGCUGCUUCCUCCUCAUCGUCGCUCCUACCAGCUCUUCACUCCACAGUGUGACGCCGCCGGAAACUGGAGGCUCACGCAGUGUUACCACAGCACAGGUCAGUGCUGGUGUGUGGAUGAAGAAGGAGAGUUCAUCCCCAGGUCUCUGCGCCGGUCGCUCCGUCUGCCACGCUGUCGAAGUCGCUGCCAGAGAGCGGAGGCUCACUCUCUGCUCGCUGAUUGGAUGAAAGCCUCUGACAUCACCACCGCCUCGCUGUACCACCCACAGUGUGAGCAGGAUGGCCGUUUCUCUGUGCUGCAGACAGGGGGCGCUGCAGGCUGGUGUGUGAACCCGCUGACAGGAGAGACGCUCCAGAUGGCGUCCCGGAGCGCCGCCGGAGAGCUGACCUGUCCCAGCUGGUGUGAGCUGCAGCGGUUCCGCUGUCGUCCCGACGGCUCCUUCGACCCACUGCAGUGUGAUGUCACUUCCUGUUGGUGUGUUUCCGAGGACGGACAGGAAGUGGCCGGGACCCGAUCGCCGCGACAAACGGGACGCGCGCCAUCAUGUGACCGUCCUCUUUGUCCCGCCCCCAACAUUACCCAUGGAGCACUGCUGUGCCGUUCAGCAGCUGAUGGCCGGCAGAGCUGUGACCUCGUCUGUCACCAUGGUUACCAGAACUCACUUCCUGUUAGCAGCUUCCUGUGUGGCGUUGAGAGUCGCCAAUGGGAAGAAGAAAACAGACCUUUAAGUGGAGCCUGUCAGAUCUCCCAGCCCUUCCAGUCUUUCUCUUCCUCUCAGUUCUGGUCGCUCUCCGUCUCUUGCUCUCAGGUCAGCAGUUUGUCGUCUCUGCUGUUCAGCCUCCUGGCCAGCAGGGGGCUCUGCUCCACUCAGCUGCCGUCGGGCCGGCCCGUGGCGCUGUGCGGCGCCUCGGCGGUGGGUCUGCGGUGCGACGCCGGCGACUCGGUGAGGCUCACGCUGAGCUGGACCGCUGACCUCUCCGACCUCACGACCUCUGACCUCCCUCACCUCCAUCUCAUGGCAAUAUUCCUAAAUGAAUCCAGACUUCUGGAAGGAGUUCAGGGAAUUCUGGGUGAUCUCCGCUCCAUGCUGACCUCUGACCCCAAGCUGGUUUCGGUGGCGUCGCCAGCCUUUGGCUGUUCCCAUGGUUACCGGCUGUCCAGCGACGGCGCAGGCUGCGUCGUUUGUCCCGCCGGCAGCUUCUACCAGCAGGGGGCGUGUCUGCUCUGCCCUCAGGGAACCUAUCAGGAGCUAGAAGGGCGGGGCUUCUGCACCAGGUGUCCCAGAGGCUCCUCCCCUUCAGGCGCUUCAGCAGCCAAUCAGUGUGAGACGGACUGCGAGAGGCGGGGCCUGCGCUGUUCGCGGCGAGGCGACUUCCUGCCGGCUCAGCCCGACUUCCUGUCUGGGGGCUGGAGGUGUGUCAGCAGCGAGGGGGCGGAGCUUGAGUGGACGAGCAGAGAAGAGCGUCUGACGGAUGAGGAGUGCUCAGUUCUCAGCCGGUUCCAGGCAGUUCCCGGGUCGGACCUGAUGGUCGGGACUGGAGACACGGACGUACUGAGGACCAUGACCUCUGACCUCUCUGCAUGUCUCCAUGCAUGUGCAGCGGAGCCGUCCUGCCACCAUGUGGCGCUGUUCGACAGGCGGACCCGCUGUGACCUGUACAGCUCUCUGAACGCUGUCUGCAGCGCCUCCCAGCAGGCCAGCGGGUUUCUGGGUAAUCCUCGGGCCGAGCGGUUCCACCAGCUGCGCUGCUCUCUGAGCGUGAGGGGCGGAGCUUCAGAUCUGCUCGUCCUCAGGAAGAACGGGGCGGAGCUUCAGCAGCAGAGUUUUGUGAGGAUGAGGAUGAGGAAGGCGGUCUCAGGUGUGUUCAGGACUCAGGUGUUCUCCUCCAGCAACACGUCUCUGUCCGACGCGCGCCGGUUCUGCCAGGACGGCUGCAGCCGCGACGCCUGCUGCCACGGGUUCAUCCUCAACCAGAACGUCCUGGAUGGAGGCUCCCUGCUGUGUGGCUGGCUGAGAGCGCCGUCGGUUCUGAUGUGUGAGGACGAGGACUGGGACGUGAUUGGCCAGGGACCGGCCAAUAGGAUCUGUGGGGCGGGGCUUAGCUACAGCGAGCAGCAGCGCAGCUUCGAGUUCGACUUUGGCGGAGAAAAAUUCACCAUCACUGACGACGCGCUGCCCAGCGACAGCAGGAACAGGAAGGACUACCAGGCCGCCAUCAUCAGCUUCCAGGCCGUCUACCUGAACACAGCUGCAGCCGCGGGUGGUUCUGGAUCGGCGUCCUGCGGUGCAGCAGAGGUUCUGGCUCCUCUGAACGCGUCCGUCCAGCUGAGGUUCCAGUCUCUGUCCAGCGCCGACGUCCUGGUGGACCCGCAGAGGAAGCAGCCCGUUCUGUCCUUCUGGCUCAGCAAAAACAACUACAGCUCCCAGAAUGCCCUGCUCUGGUGCCUCACACGUUGUGAUGAAGAGGAGCGGUGUUCUGUCGCCGACCUCAGAGACGCUGAGUCGGACCGUUUCUUCCGCUGCUCUUUGUAUCCGGACACCAGAGUCUGUGGUGGCUACGACCAGCCGAUAAAACGCUCCUGUCGCCCCCUGCUGGACAGAGCGACCAACAACACUUUCAGCAAAAAGGUGGAUCUGAGCGGACCGGUCCAGAGUUUUUAUGAGCGAGUUCCCUUCCAGAAGAUGGUCUCAUACUCUGUGAGGAACCGGGUCACGCUGGGACAGAACCAGCUGCUGCCUGAGGGGUUCAGGGAGUGCGAGCGCCGCUGCGACGAGGACCCCUGCUGCCGUGGUUUCGGGUUUGUCCGUGAGACCAAAUCAAGAGGCCUGCUCUGUCUGCCUCUAAUCAGCCUGGGCGUUCUGACCUGCAGUGAAGACGGCGCCUCCACCUGGAGGACUCAGGACUGUUCACCUCCUGAAGCAGAGACGUCCCCGGAGCCGUUCGGCUGGUACCAGAAACCCGUCAAUCAGUGGACGUCUUCCCCAGCCCUGUGUCCUCCGUUCAGCCUGAGGAACCCAAGGAACAACGUCUCCAUGGACGACUGGCAGCUCCUCUCAGAGGCUUCGCUCCUGAUUGACGCGUCUCUCUCUACGUAUGAUGUCAUCCACGUGAGCCGUGACAUCGACACUGACCGGGAAAGGACCAGGGACUGGUGUCUCCAUGCCUGCCAGGAGGCGGAGUCUUGUGUCGCCGUGUCGCUCAGGGAGGCGGAGUCAGCGGUCCGCUGCAUCCUGUACCCUGACACCACAACCUGCGGGCUAAGCUCCGCCCCAGACUCCCUUAGCCCCGCCUCCUCCUGCCGCCUGGUGGUGAAAGAACCCGCCCCCCAGGUCUACCUGAGGACAGCGCGUUCGCCGCAGGCUGUGUCUGUCUCCGUUCCCGGUCAUGGGACGCUGCAGGGCGUUGCCAUGGAAACAGAGGUCGGCUCAGACAGGAAGACGGUGAUCCAGUUCCUCGGAGUCCCGUACGCCCGUCCACCAAUAGGAGCGCUCCGUUUCGAGGCAGCGCAGCCGGCCGAUUGGACAGGAACCUGGGACGCCACCAAGCCCAGGCCCAGCUGCGUUCAGCCCGGCGACGCUGAAGACUCGGCUUCCAGUGAGGAUUGUCUCUAUCUGAACAUCUUCACACCUGCUGCCCAGAGAGGGCGCGUCCCGGUCCUCGUUUACUUCUUCAACCCUCCAACCAACCAGAACCAGAACCUGCUGGACGGCUCCGCCCUCGCUGCUCUGGGGAACAUUGUCGUGGUAACGGCCAGCUACCGUACGGCAGCGCUGGGAUUCCUGACUGCAGGUGGUCUCCAUGGUAACUACGGCCUGUCGGACCAGGAGGCGGCGCUGCGCUGGGUCCACGCCCACAUCUCCCUGGUGGGCGGGGACAGCGGGAGCGUGACGGUGGGGGCGGAGCGGCGCGGCGCCGACAUCGGCAGCCUGACUCUGCUCUCCUCUUCGCCGCCGUUCCACAGGAUGAUCCUGAUGGGCGGUUCUGUUUUCUCUCCAUCUUUGGUCCAAACCGCUGCAGCCGGCAGACGUCAAGCCAUGGAUUUGGCUCGAGAGCUUGGCUGCGUGACCUCUGACCUCUCUGAUGACGGCCCUAUGGUGGCUUGCCUCAGAUCGACUCCGGUUCACAAGCUGAACGCGGCUCAGACAAAGCUGCUGGCGGUCAGCGGUCCGUUCCAGUCCUGGGCUCCGGUCCGCAGGUCCGAGUCCGAGUCCUUCCACAGAGUGGACCUGAUGCUGGGAACAUCAGAACACGACGGCCUGAUCAGCAGGGCGCGCAGGAUAAAGGACUUCGAGGCUCUGCAGGGUCGAGCCGACGGGAAGACGGCGUUCUACGAGGCUCUGAGUCGUUCUCUGGGCGGAGCCUCGGGAAACGAGCUGCUUAAGGACGCGGCGGCCUGGUUCUACUCUCUGGACCACGAACCGUCAGCUGCUGGCUACAACCUGUUCUCCAGAGCGCUCAACAACGCCACCAGAGAUCUGUUCAUCAUCUGUCCCACGGUGCAGAUGGCUCGCCACUGGGCCGCCAGCGGCGCCAACGUCUUCCAGUACCACCAGCCCGCCUCCAGCGCCCAGGACCGAGCCCAUGUUUCGGUUCCUCUGGACGUUCAGUUCCUGUUUGGGAUUCCUCUCCAGCCAAUGAGCUCCCAGCGUUUCACCUCGUCUGAUCGGCGCCUCUCAUUGGCUGUGAUGACCUACGCCUCCAGCUUCAUUCGGACCGGGAACCCGAACCCAUCCCGCGUGUGGGCGGAGUCAGUUCUGCCCCGCUGGCAGCCGGUCACCGCUGAGACCCCGCCCACCUACCUGGAGCUAAGCCCCGCCCUGCAGCGUCAGCAGGGCCUGAGGCAGAACGCCUGCUCCUUCUGGAAGGAACUGGGAACCAGACUGACCAGUAAGACAGGUGACUUGGGGGCGGAGCCUGUCCAGACCCCAGAGCUGCCAUUGGCUGCACCAUCCAGCCAAUCACAGACCAACAAGGAUGCCUACAACUGAUGACAUCAUCAACAUGGAAACCCCCACACCACAUUUCCCAUAAUUCACUUUGAUUCAUGAGUUUCUGCUGAUCAUUUUGUUCCCAAUAAUCAAUAAAAGCAUCUAAAACUGA
This is a messenger RNA of Gambusia affinis (western mosquitofish), 7338 nucleotides long. It is a transcript of the gene tg, whose product is annotated as thyroglobulin. The record is from RefSeq and is a predicted model, not a curated record. The transcript has 49 exons. NCBI's taxonomy places the organism in Eukaryota, Metazoa, Chordata, Actinopteri, Cyprinodontiformes, Poeciliidae. The coding region runs from base 30 to 7226 and encodes 2398 amino acids. Gene Ontology annotation, biological process: thyroid hormone generation.